UGCGAUUUAUGUAAAAGUAGAAGGUUUUUUUCCCUAAUCUUCAUUGGCCCAUUGCCCCCUUUGUCCGCUAUCAGAACCCAUCCCCUAGCCCCUUCGCCAUUUUCGCCUGUGGAACUCCAUUUUCGGAGCUUCAAAAUCAAACACCAGUUCUGGGCUUCAGCAAAGGUAAUUUCUGUAUUCAACAUCAAACACCAGUUGUAGACUGUCAAUUCGCCCUUUCCAGAUUCCACUCCAUCUAUUUCUGAUUUUUUAGCUGAAAAAUGCCUAGAGUCAAGACAAAUCGUAUAAAAUACCCCGAGGGUUGGGAGCUGAUUGAGCCUACCCUACAUGAGCUGGAUGCUAAAAUGAGAGAAGCUGGCAAUGACCCUAAUGACGGUAAAAGAAAGUGUGAAGCACUCUGGCCCAUAUUCAAGGUUGCACAUCAGAGGAGCAGAUAUGUUUAUGACCUUUACUAUGGAAGAAAUGAAAUAUCUAAAGAGCUGUACGAGUUCUGUUUGGAACAAGGUUAUGCAGAUCGCAACCUGAUUGCAAAGUGGAAGAAGCCUGGAUAUGAGCGUCUCUGCUGCUUGCACUGCAUACAGCCUCGGGAUCACAACUUUGCAACUACUUGUGCAUGUCGUGUUCCCAAGCACCUUAGGGAAGUUGCUGUAAUAGAGUGCGUACAUUGUGGAUGUCAAGGCUGUGCAAGUGGGGACUAAUUGUUUUCCUGUAACUGUAUGUGAAGAGGUCUGAUUUUUCUAUCUUGAAAGACUAUGGCUUUGUCGUCUUUCUGACUUUUCAAGGCAUUAGAAACCUUUGUCUGUAGCAUUUUAGCUGAUAUACAUGACUUGCUUUAUUGGAAAUGUUAUCGUGUGUCCGGUAGAUUGAUUAUUUAUCGGACCAAGUGAGUGCAAGGCAGGUGAUUGGUAUGCACCAUAAGAAGCUUACAGCAACUUGCGUGGUCAGCAAAAGUUUGAGCUCAUGGCUGCUGAGUGGAAUCUAAUCUAUGGCUUGCUUGAGGACCAUGGUACCUCAAUAUUUUCUAAAUCUGCUUUUGAUGAUCCAUCGUUAGAGAGGACCAAGGAGAUUUAGUGAUGGAUUAUUCAAUCUCUGACCUUUGAAAGUUUUGUUUCUUUUCUGUUUUCGCCAAAAACAGACUUGUGACCACUUGCCAACUCUAAUAGGCAAACCACCCUCAAUAAUGUUUGGAUGUUACUGGUGAUAAUGGGACUGCAAGUUUCUCUUUUAUCUUCUAUUAAGACUUAAAUGUAGUUAAUGCUGAAUGAGUAGUACUCGAUGCAAACUCGUGGUUGUGCAGGUGAAAAGAGGGAUUGAUUUCUUAUUGCCUGCAUCAGUUUCGUGAAAGAUACAGCACUACGUUCAAGCUAACUGAAAAUAUGGGACAUCUUUCAUACGUUUGUAUUAGUAUCACUGUUUUCGGGUUGUGGGAUAAGAGAGAAUGGAUUGAUCCUGGUUA
Nicotiana tabacum (common tobacco) is the source of this 1456-nucleotide messenger RNA. RefSeq names its product protein BUD31 homolog 1. Gene Ontology annotation, cellular component: nucleus; spliceosomal complex. Gene Ontology annotation, biological process: mRNA splicing, via spliceosome. Lineage: Eukaryota; Viridiplantae; Streptophyta; Magnoliopsida; Solanales; Solanaceae. The record is from RefSeq and is a predicted model, not a curated record.